Branchiostoma floridae (Florida lancelet) is the source of this 1016-nucleotide messenger RNA. RefSeq lists its product as uncharacterized. The coding region runs from base 123 to 857 and encodes 244 amino acids. The transcript is spliced from 11 exons. NCBI's taxonomy places the organism in Eukaryota, Metazoa, Chordata, Leptocardii, Amphioxiformes, Branchiostomatidae. The record is from RefSeq and is a predicted model, not a curated record.
ACGCUUCCUUCUUCCUUCCGGCGCUUUCUCUUCUUAAGUAAGACACGCGCCUACCCGGACCUCUCCGCAUACCAACCGUCUCAACGAUCUAACAAAGCCUCCAGACUAAAACAAAAAGAACGAUGAAGUUCCUGAUUGUUGCGCUAGUCGUCGCUGCUGCCACAUUGGCUGAUGCAAAGUCUCUGCAACAGAGAAGCAUUGCUGAUGACAUCAAGAACUCUAUGCAGGCAGCCCUGGAGAAGGCUCUCCUCACCACUACCGCGAACAACCUGGAGUCUUCUGUAAUCCAGAAAAUCAACGACACCAUCGUGAACGUGUUGGACGGCUUCAUCGACAAGCUGAAUCUUGACAUGUGGAUCACUCAGUUCCAUCUGGACGGGGUCAUUAACCUGGCUGACGUGGAGGCCUUUGCCGUGGAACAGGCCAUGAACCUGGUUACACCCAUCCUGGACGCUCUCAAGGAGCAAGGGAUCCAGCUGACCCUGAACCACAUGCCGACUGACAGCAGAAGGAACAGGAGGAGCAUCGCUGAUGAUAUCAAGAACUCCAUGCAGAACGCACUGGAGAAGGCUCUACUUACCACCGCUGCCAACAAUCUGGAGUCUGGAGUUCUUGAGCAGAUCAACUCGACGAUCGUGACUUUCCUGGAUAACUUCAUGGGCAAGCUGAACCUGGAUUACUGGAUCACCCAGCUCCAUCUGGACGGCGUUGUUGACCUCGGUGACCUGGAGGCAUUCGCUGUAGAGCAGGCCAUGAACCUCGUCACCCCCAUCUUAGAUGCGCUCAAGGAGCAGGGCAUCACCCUGGUUGGGGACCACAUCCCAAACAGCAAGAUCGUCAACGUCCAGGGGAAGUAAAAACUACGUCACAGAUCGGCGUAGCUGAGCACCAUGUGUUAAGACCUUGGACAGUAACUGUUGUCCCUAAACAUCAGGAGCCCAAAGAACAUCAGCGUCGUUGCCGAGUUCAUCAUUAAAAGUAUAGAACAGAAAUUGUGGUCUUGACAUCGAUUCUAA